UUGUGCUUUAUAUCACGUGCUUUGUUUCGGUCAAGUAGUGUGGACUCCUAGCCUACUGUCACAGUUGCUAAGUUUCGCCGGACUUCAUUUCAUCUGCUAAGCACUUUCGAAACGGUACACCACGGCAGGAGCACCUAGAAGCUUUUCAAAAACUUUGUGACUCUGAACUGUGAAGUUUGACUUGUGUGUUUCUGAGAGUGUAUUGAACAGCUUACUGAGGAUUUGAAAUUUACUGCCCAGUAUGCACACACUCCGCCUCGCCACCCUAUUGGCUGUCGGCACAGCAGCUGACUCCUACCUGGACGCCCUCGCCCAAUCACAGGGCUCGCUUCCACCGGGCGUCGUUUACGCUCCCGGCAGCGAUUCCUUCACAUCUCCUUCAGCGGCUAGUGGACCCGGCAGCGCCUAUCUGCCAAUCAGCGCUCAGCUAAGUCCCGCUCAUGCGCAGUUCAGCCUCAAGAACUAUGACGUCAGCUCCCUGAUUCCCAUUGGACUGACGAUUGCCACCGUUCUCAAGGUCAUUCUCAAGUUUCUCAUCUUCAAGAUGAUUGUCAAGUUCAUUGCGGUCAUCUGUUUGCUGCUGUUUCUGCCCAAGUUGGAGGAGAAACCAAUCACUACCACCAGUACUACUACACCUGCUGCUGAAGAAGGAAGACAUUUGAUAAUCGAAGCCAUCACCCGUGAACCAAAGGUCUGCCGUGACGGUGACUUAUCAUGCUAUAUGUGGCAAACAUUAUCAAGUGUUUCGUUGGAGUCGACCCGUCAAUCAUCAAAAUCCACAUUACCAUCAACACCUAAACAGAGAGGAAACAAAUCAACGCAUGGAGAGUGACAUUAACUAUUGAAAUUAUAAUUGUUAUGGGAACAGUUCUGAUCGAUAAUUCAUAUCAUGAUUACGCAAAUCAACAGAUAAUAUCUAAUUCAAUUAUCACAUUAUCUUAAUAGGCUGAAAAAAUGAAAGAAAUAUUCUCAAUAAGUCUUUUUCUCAAUUCUUGAGUGAGAUUUAUAUUGUUUCAACGAACCUCACAGAAUAUUUAACAUGUAGGCCUAGCCACAUUUUAAUGUAGGCUAUUCAAACUAGAAAAGACCACCCAUAGCUUUACAAUUACAAAACUACAGAAUAUUGUUAGAAAUUUUUGAAAAUCAUGGUAGGCUACACUUUUUUUAAGUUUCCUGCUUUAAGCUUCAUU
Messenger RNA from Nilaparvata lugens (brown planthopper), 1190 nucleotides. RefSeq lists its product as uncharacterized. The coding region runs from base 242 to 832 and encodes 196 amino acids. The transcript is spliced from 4 exons. Lineage: Eukaryota; Metazoa; Arthropoda; Insecta; Hemiptera; Delphacidae. The record is from RefSeq and is a predicted model, not a curated record.